AUGGGCGACAUAGAAGAACGCCCUUCCAAGAUGCGGAAGUUGAAUACUCCAGAAGUAAUUUCAGCAAACGGAGAUGGAUCCGAAGUUACAGAUCGGGACCCCGCCAUUGCUGCCAAUGUUCAACAAGAGCAUGAGCCAGAGCCAGUUGAGCAGCUUGACGAAGAAACAAACGACUCUGAAAAGGGCAAUCAAAUUCAGCCUCCAGGUACAACGGGUCUUUCCAAGAGCCAAUUGAAAAAGUUACGCAAAAAGCAAGAAUGGGAAGCCGGCAAAGACUGGCGAAAAGCCAAGCGCCGGGAAAAACACAAAGAGAAACAAGCCCGCAAAGCCGACGCGCGAGCAGAUCUACAAGCCAAGAUCGAGUCUGGAGAAGUCACAAUCCCAGAAACAUCUGCCGAGAAAAAGAAAGGGCCGAGUAGACCAAUUCAAGUGCCAGUCACGUUAAUCCUAGAUUGUGACUUCGAUGAGCUUAUGCUGGAGAAGGAGAUUAUUUCCCUUAGUGCUCAGCUCACGCGGUGCUAUUCGGACAAUAAAUGUGCGCCGUACAGGUCGUUUCUUACUAUGAGCUCUUGGGGUGGAACGUUGAAGACUAGGUUUGAGACUGUGUUGACGAAGAAUCACCUGAGUUGGAAGGGGGUGAGAUUUAUGGAACAGGGUUUCGUGGCUGCUGCUGAGGAAAUGGAUGGAAUUAUGAGAGGGCCUACUGGUGGGCGGCUGGUUGGAGCUUUGGCACCUAAAGUGGACAAGGAAGCUUCAAAAUCCCAGGAGAAUGGAGCGGAGGCAGCCCCUGAACCGAAACCAGCUUCGUCAGACCCAAUUCAAAUUAUGGAAGAGCCUUCUCUAGAACCGGAUGCUUCAGAGCCAAAUCCAUUAAGUACGGAGUCAAUACCAGUACCUCCAGCAGAACAACCUUCACUCCCACCACUAUCAGAAGAGCUAUCUUCCACCCCGGAAGUUCCAGUUACAAAGUCAAAACCCCAAAUAGUCUACCUAACCUCCGACUCCCCUGACACCCUCACCACCCUCUCCCCCAACACAUCAUACAUAAUCGGAGGCAUAGUCGACAAAAACAGACACAAAGGCCUCUGCUACAAACGUGCCUGUGAACUCGGCAUCCCAACCGCCAAACUACCAAUUGGAGAAUAUAUGACGAUGCAGAGUCGGAGUGUGUUGGCUAUUAACCAUGUGGUGGAGAUUAUGCUGAAGUGGUUGGAGACGGGGGAUUGGGGAGAGGCGUUUCUGAGUGUUAUUCCAAAGAGAAAGGAGGCUAGGUUGAAGAGAAAAGGUGGAGAGAGGGAUGAGGAUGUGAUGAAGCGGGAUGAAAGCGAGAGUGGGAGUGCUGGGGAAGAUGGUGGGGUGAAGCUUGAAGAGGAAGAGGAUUUGAGAGCCGAAUAUAUCUCUGCAACCCCGCAAUACUAUACAAUUCUAACCAAUACCUAA
Lachnellula hyalina is the source of this 1440-nucleotide messenger RNA. RefSeq names its product tRNA (guanine(9)-N1)-methyltransferase (gene TRM10). The transcript is spliced from 2 exons. The record is from RefSeq and is a predicted model, not a curated record. Gene Ontology annotation, molecular function: tRNA binding. NCBI's taxonomy places the organism in Eukaryota, Fungi, Ascomycota, Leotiomycetes, Helotiales, Lachnaceae. Gene Ontology annotation, biological process: tRNA N1-guanine methylation. The coding region runs from base 1 to 1440 and encodes 479 amino acids. Gene Ontology annotation, cellular component: nucleus.